AAUGGCUGGUUGGCCAUUUUAUGAAUUCUUCGACAAGAAGAGGAGUAAGGGUUUUUCAUGAUGCUGCAAAACAGGAGCACACACCCAACCAGUGAGGUCACUAAUGAAGUAUAAAAAGAGAAGCAAAGCUUCAGACUUUUCAUUCAGAGUCCAGAAGAACACACCUGAGCAUCACAAUGAAGCUGCUUUUUUCUUUGACUCUCAUCUGGACGCUCGCCUGCACAGCCAAAGCCCUGCAAUGUCAGAUCUGCUCAGAUCAGCCGUGUUCAUCCACAGUACUGCAGACAUGUGCAUCGGACACGAUAUGUAUUACUGCUACUGUUCAAGCCACUUCAGCUGAAGGGACAGGAACACAAUACUACAAGGCUUGUGCACAAUCCUCUCUGUGUCCAUCUGUAGGCAGUACAAACUUUUCAGUUGAAGUUGCCGGUGGAGGUGCACUUGCAUCUGCUGAAUGCUGCAAGACUGACGACUGUAACUCGAACACGCUAGCUCCUCCCGCUGCUCAAACCACUAAUGGCAUCCAGUGCAUAUCUUGCAGCAGCACUGGGACUUGUUCUCCAUUGUCUUGUAAAGGACCAGAGACUAACUGUUUUUCUGCAACUAUUACCAGUGGAUCUAGCACAGUUCCAGUGCUCGGCUGCAUCUCUCCAAAUACAUGUGCAGCUGCUGCAAGUUUGGGAAGCAUUCCCUUUAUGCCAAAAGUUGGGACCAUCACAAGUGGACCAAGCUGCUGUGGAAGCAGUUUGUGUAAUAGUCCAACAACAACAACCACAGCACCACCAACUACAACACUACUAACUACAUCAACCCCAACUACAACUUUAGCCACUACAUCAGCUAGACCAACAACAGCAGCUAAAACACUUAGCCCAUACCCAGGAGCCACAAAUGGCACACACACCACUCAAUCUUCUUCUUCAACCACGACACAAACAGCUACAACUCCACCAAAACAACAAACAACUACGAGUGGGCGUGUCCGGAGACGAACCCUCAACCUCAUCUUCGACUGGCAGAACUCUGGAGCCUACCCCAUCUGGAACUCCAACCCCGCUCGUCUCUCAGUCUCUCCCUGGCCAGAACCACCUCCGGUAACCCACCUAAACUCCCCUGGAUCUACAAAAUCAGCUCCCUCCACGUCUUUCCCUCUGGAUUUCAGCAUCAGGAUAACCCCACUGUUAAGUCCUCCACACCACUCGGAUUCCCUAUUCUUCCCCCCUCGAGUUGGCUCUAACUCCUGUCUGUCUGCAGAUCUCCGGCACCGGAUUCCCAUUGAAGAUAUCAACUACGUUUUCUGCCGCUCCCUUGUGGGGAUGUUAACCUCCACCACUCAGGCCAAUUUGAUUCGUAUCUUGAUACGCUACCAUACUACCAGAGAUAUGAUACAAUAA
Molecule: messenger RNA, 1394 nt
Organism: Nothobranchius furzeri (turquoise killifish)
Lineage: Eukaryota; Metazoa; Chordata; Actinopteri; Cyprinodontiformes; Nothobranchiidae
Product: phospholipase A2 inhibitor and Ly6/PLAUR domain-containing protein-like
Source: RefSeq, a predicted model, not a curated record